AUGGUGGACAUCCCGAUUCCCUACCAGGCAUUCUUUCUCUGGAUCGAGCCUGCGGCAACAUUGGUGGGAGCAUUCUAUGCUUGGUCCAUGCCUGAGACAUAUCUGCAAUUGACCGACAAGGGAUCCACACCGGGCCUUCUCGGGCUGCCUACUGCCACCCAUAUUGCACUCCGCCAACUGGGAAAUCUGUACUUGGCCUUCGCGCUGAGUGAGGCACUAGUUCUUCGGUCGACAGCUGACCUGCGCGUCUGGCGCCACUUCCUGCUCGUCCUGCUGAUUGCAGAUUUCGGGCACCUGUACACAUGUCUCCCUCUUGGUACCGGGGUCUAUUAUGAUGUGUUAAAGUGGAAUGCGAUCGACUGGGGUAAUCUGGGGUUUGUCUACUGUGGCGCGAGUAUUCGGAUCAGCUUCCUCGCUGGAGUUGGAUUGGAUAGUAAGAAGUCGAAGUUGAGGUCGAGGUCGAGGUCGAAGAAGACGAUUGAUGCCAGGCCCGAUGUGAACGACACCAUCGUAGUGGAUCCUCCUAAGGAGGAGCCUAAAACACCAAAAUCCAAGAGAGGCAGGAAGAAGAAGACCUAG
Endocarpon pusillum Z07020 is the source of this 579-nucleotide messenger RNA. RefSeq lists its product as uncharacterized. NCBI's taxonomy places the organism in Eukaryota, Fungi, Ascomycota, Eurotiomycetes, Verrucariales, Verrucariaceae. The transcript has a single exon. The coding region runs from base 1 to 579 and encodes 192 amino acids. The record is from RefSeq and is a predicted model, not a curated record.